Ostreococcus lucimarinus CCE9901 is the source of this 642-nucleotide messenger RNA. RefSeq lists its product with no specific name. Lineage: Eukaryota; Viridiplantae; Chlorophyta; Mamiellophyceae; Mamiellales; Bathycoccaceae. The record is from RefSeq and is a predicted model, not a curated record. The annotation marks the transcript as partial. Gene Ontology annotation, biological process: intracellular signal transduction; cyclic nucleotide biosynthetic process. The transcript is spliced from 2 exons.
AUGUUCGCAUUCUUUGGAGGGGCACUGCUGAAAAGUUUAUUUGUCCAGACAAUUUUGAAUCAAUACAAGCGCUCGCAUCCUCCAACCGAUGCGGAAGUCACAAUCGUCGUCACAGACGUCCAAGCUUCGACGCAGCUUUGGCAAAAAGCUUCGGUUCACAUGAAUCGGGCUCUUGCAAUACACGACAAAAUAAUGCGGGCGGCGAUUCAUCAAACAUUUGGUUAUGAGGUUUUGACGGAAGGAGACAGUUUUGUCAUCGCGUUCCACUCUGCAGGAGAUGCGCUCAAGUUCGCGAUGCUGGUUCAAGAGCGCAUGCAAAACUACGCCUGGGACUCACCGCUCAUUAGAGUGUGUAAUGAAGUCUACGACGCGUACGACGCAGAAAUCUUCGAGCAAGCUACACAAGGUCGCAACUUUAAGGCAAAGGAACUUUUACUCAACGCCGUUUCGAGUCGUAGAAUUCACGGUCUUCGCGUACGUAUCGGCAUGCAUACCGGAUUCUGUCAGAGCAGAACGCAUCCCACGACGCGACGACGAGAAUACUACAAGGGGGCCGUGACGAUUGCCAGCGCCGUCUCCGAUUGUGCCACUGGUGGUCAGACUGUGAUUUCAGGGGAAACAAUGGCGGCGAUACUAGGUGAG